Molecule: messenger RNA, 432 nt
Organism: Emiliania huxleyi CCMP1516
Lineage: Eukaryota; Haptophyta; Isochrysidales; Noelaerhabdaceae
Exons: 2
Coding region: 1-432 (143 amino acids)
Source: RefSeq, a predicted model, not a curated record
AUGCCAAUCUGUGUGAGUGUUAGAGUUGUUUGGCUAAAAAUCUCUCUCUCCAAUCUGGGGUCUCUCGACCGAGUCUAUGAGCCCUGGCCGCCUCCCGAUCUUGGUGGUAAGGCCGCAGCCGGACAGGGCGACGGAGAUGGCGCGGGAGAGUACGGGUGUUCCAGGGGGUCACGACGGUUGGAGUUGUCUGGUGUUGCUCUGCUAAAAAUCGGGUCGCUCCUCAUCGCAAACCCUGUCAGCAGAGUCUCCUACGGGAAUCCGCCCGGGCUCGCCCGACGCGGCCUUCUGGCCGGGCUCGCCCGGCGCGGCCUGGCGAGCGUGCGAAAGAGCAUCAAUGCCGAAUCUACCGGCCCACGCACCAUGUACGACAAGAUCUGGGACGACCACAUCGUCGAGGGCACGUCGGACGGCACCGCUCUCCUGUACAGCUAA